AUGUGUCUUUUAUCCUUUUUCUCUUUGUACCCGUUAGGCAGCUUCUCUAGUGGAAAAAGUAACAUGGAUACGCCCCCGAUAAGUGAUGACGAUAAAGAGGUGAUAGAUCGGCUGUUUGCUUCCGAUGUUCCGCAAUCAUUAAGCAGACAUGCUGUAUUGAUUCUGCAUUAUCACAGGACUGUUUUUGGUUCAAUGGUGCCCUCUAACGUUCUUCUUGCAGGUUGUUUAUUAUAUUCAUGUAAAUGGCUUUCAUAUCCUUCUGGCAACAGUUUCCUCAAAAAUUAUUUUCAAGGGAUGAAAACGUCUGACAUCGUUGGGCUUGAGAUGGUGCUGCACGGGACGGUAAGACAGAACUUCAUGCUUGUUGAAGCAUGUCUGCGCUCGGAGAUGAGUGAAAUUGUGCGGUUGAAUGAUGUUCCGCAUAAUCGCGAAAGAAUAGUACUGGUGUGUCUGAAUUUGGUACGUGCACUGUAUAGGACAAGGUGGUGUCUCUUACCUGAAACUGCUGCUAGAGGGGCCCUGCUCGUUGCCUGUGAGAUGUGCGACGUGCAUCUGAAAAGCUUACCUGAGUCUUUUAAUACUACAAUGGUCACGUGUGCUGUCGAUUAUCUUCGAUCUAUUUUUGCGCAAAGUCGCUGCUAG
Molecule: messenger RNA, 642 nt
Organism: Trypanosoma brucei brucei TREU927
Lineage: Eukaryota; Euglenozoa; Kinetoplastea; Trypanosomatida; Trypanosomatidae
Exons: 1
Coding region: 1-642 (213 amino acids)
Source: RefSeq, a predicted model, not a curated record